AAUUGGUAUGACUCGUAAUUCUUUCUAAAGGCAAGGACAUUUCAGAGUCAGGCCAGCAAUGGCGAUCGUCUCCUCUGCUAGGCUCCCUUCUCUUCCCUUCGCUCCCCCUCCCCCUCCCACUCCCAAAACCCUAAUCCUAGUGACGAGGCGGUCUCUUAUCUCCUGGGCCACCGCUAUCGUCUCCUCUUCCUCCUCUUCCUCUCUCCUCCCUUCAUCGGCUGCGUCAUCGCCUCUUCCACCGCCAGCCGCGGGCUUCUUCGAAAUCCCAGCUUCCGGCGGGGUCAAGGCUCUGGACCUCCGCGUCGGAGCUGGAGCAACUCCGGUUGACGGCGAUCAGGUUGCAAUUCAUUACUAUGGAAGGUUGGCUGCAAAACAGGGGUGGCGCUUUGACUCCACUUAUGAUCACAAGGAUGAGAUGGGGGAUCAUGUUCCCUUUCUAUUCGUUGUUGGAUCUGGAAAUGUUAUUUCUGGCAUCCAAGCUGCAGUGAAGUCAAUGAAAGUAGGAGGUAUUCGCCGUGCCAUUAUUCCCCCAUCACAAGGAUAUCGGAACACAUCUCAAGAACCCAUCCCACCUAAUUUUUUUGAUCGGCAGAGGCUGUUUACCACCAUUUUUAAUCCAACCCGUCUUGCCAAUGGGGAAGGCUCUACCCUUGGCACUCUUAUAUUUGAUAUUGAGCUCGUCAGCAUAAGGCAUCCAUGAGGGCGGCUAUCCACUGCUUAUGUUUGCCUUGCCAAAGAGAAGAUAGAUUCAAUACAUCACAUCAUGUGUUCAAAUGUGGAGGUUCAAUAUGUUGAUGGUGGAGAUGCUCUUGGAUAUCGGAUUGUAAUGUUGGUGAUGAAAAUUGAUGAAAUUGUAAAUGGGCAAUGAAGCAAUUCUUAAUUUUAUUAAAUUUUGAAGUGAGAGAUGAGAGAUUCACAACACUAGCCCUGAGUAUCAUGUGAUUGGUGGAGCUUUUCAUUCAUCCACAAGAAAAAAUAUCAAUUAUGAUUGAUGGAGCAAAAAUUUUAGAUCUUGUGGGAUAGA
This is a messenger RNA of Elaeis guineensis (African oil palm), 1024 nucleotides long. Its product is annotated as peptidyl-prolyl cis-trans isomerase FKBP17-1, chloroplastic. The record is from RefSeq and is a predicted model, not a curated record. Lineage: Eukaryota; Viridiplantae; Streptophyta; Magnoliopsida; Arecales; Arecaceae. Gene Ontology annotation, molecular function: peptidyl-prolyl cis-trans isomerase activity.